UUUUUUGGUGUAAGCAUGGUAGUUCCUUUAUUAAGUGUUCAUAUCAAAUCCCUUGGAGCAAGUCCAACUACUGCAGGAGUAGUAGGAUCCCUGUAUGGUGUUUUACAGCUCUUUUCCAGCACAGUAGUGGGCUGCUGGAGUGAUGUAGUAGGAAGACAGUAUUCGCUACUUGUGUGUAUUCUGCUCAGUGCUCUAGGUUAUCUACUCCUGGGCAUAUCCACUAGCCUAUUCUUAGUUGCCAUCGCUAGAAUCCCCGUUGGUAUAUUCAAGCACACGCUUUCAAUCUCAAGAGCUCUUCUUUCAGAUCUGGUUUUAGAGAGAGAGCGCCCGCUGGUAAUAGGGAAAUUUAAUACAGCAUCAAAUGUGGGUUUUAUCUUGGGUCCUAUGGUCGGUGGAUAUCUUACUGAGUUAGAAGGCGGAUUUUAUAUAACAUCCUUCAUCUGUUUCUCUAUCUUCAUGCUGAAUGCUGGUCUUGUCUGGAUAUUUCCAUGGAAUGACACAAACCUGAGCAGGAUGAAGAAUAGCCAACAGACUAGCCACAAAUUUCCUUCAGACCUUCUGAAAAAGACAAAAAACAAGUUGCAAGAGACUCCAGCAGCCAAUGGUGCCAUCACACCUCGAGCAGUGACUUGGCAGCUCUGGAUUCAGAUCAUGUCUGUGCUGAGAGAUAUCAAGAACGUGAUAUUCUCUGAAAUGUGGGACAUCUUUUCCGUGCGCUUCCUGAUGGCCCUGGCUGUCAUGCUGUACCAUAGUAACUUUGUUUUGGCAAUAGAGGAGCGCUUCGGGAUGAAACCCAGGCUGACCGGAUACAUUAUCAGCUACAGCAGCGCCCUGGGAGUGUUUGCAGGCUUUGUGCUGGGACCAAUAAUGAGACUUUAUAAGCACAACACCUACACCAUUCUGUUGCACUCUAGUCUCCUCACCUGUGUCCUGUUGCUGCUUUACUCCACCACGCUCAGCAUCUGGGUGGUCAUCUUCUGCUCCACUCUCCUGUCCUUCUCCACUGCUAUUGGCAGGAUCUGCAUCACAGACCUUCAGCUGACUGUGGGUGGGGCUCAGGCUAGUGGGACUCUCAUAGGCCUUGGUCAGUCCGUGACGGCUGUGGGCCGCAUCAUCGCCCCUCUCCUCUCAGGAGUUGUCCAAGAAUUCAGUCCCUGUGGUCCCCCUAGCCUGGGCUCUGCUUUAGCGUUAGUGGCUAUCUUCAUCAUGGUGUUAAACAAACCUUGUUACAGUAGUGAUCAAAGUGCCAAGCUCAAAAGCCUAUAAGAUAACUUCCAUCGAAAGAGAAUGACAUGCCAAAUGAGCCAGGGGCAAAGGAAAUGAUGUUUGAGAGUACCCUGGAAGUAUAUCUUAGGAGCAAAAUAUGCCUUUCAAGAAAAAUUCCUGCCACAGGAUUCCCUUGAGACAUGACUAAGAGGGUAGAAGGUCAGCCAAGAUGAGUCUUCCCUGAAAUUCUGUAUUCUUGUGUUGCUGCAUUACUUGGUGUUGGGGUCAGGGAAAGGGGGAUCUUCAGGUAUGUCUGAAGCAUUACUAUUGGGUUCCUGAUGAAGCUCCUGGGUUUCUGCAGACAUCGCAGCCCCCAAAACAGAUGACAGAAUGUUGAUAGUCCCAGUUCAGGGAAAACGUUCACCAGGAGAAUGUGUCCCUAGGAGUUCCAUCUGCUGCUUGUCCAACUACCAUUUUUAAAGAAAAUGAGAUCCUGGCUGUUGAACUUUGGAGGGGCUCGUAGAAUACAUACAAGCAGACUUUUUGAAUGGAUUGCCAAAGCAAGAUUCUUGGGAGAAUGGAAGUAGCUACAAGGACUUGCCCACUAAAUGAAAAUAAAA
This is a messenger RNA of Gracilinanus agilis (Agile Gracile Mouse Opossum), 1826 nucleotides long. It is a transcript of the gene SLC67A2, whose product is annotated as major facilitator superfamily domain containing 9. NCBI's taxonomy places the organism in Eukaryota, Metazoa, Chordata, Mammalia, Didelphimorphia, Didelphidae. The record is from RefSeq and is a predicted model, not a curated record. The transcript has 5 exons. Gene Ontology annotation, molecular function: transmembrane transporter activity. Gene Ontology annotation, biological process: transmembrane transport. The coding region runs from base 16 to 1266 and encodes 416 amino acids.